UUGAAAAAAAUGACUAAUUCCGAAAUAUUGUCAUCACUGAUCAAUCCAAAAAAUGGUUUCUGCAAAGCAAACUCCACAUUUUACAGUAAACGCAUACCAUUGGCUCUUCCUUUAAACAAAUCGCUCGACGUCACCACAUUCAUCUCAUCCCAAACACACCGUGGCACAACUGCCUUCAUAGACGCUCGCAUGGACCUUCGCAUCAGUUUCUCUGAUUUAUGGAGAGCAGUGGAUCGUGUCGCCGACUGUAUUCACAAUGAUGUGGGAAUACGUAAAGGCGACGUUGUCCUCGUCCUCUCUCCCAACUCCAUCACCAUCCCCAUCUUUUGUCUAUCAGUCAUGUCUCUCGGCGCUAUCGUCACCACCGCAAAUCCUCUCAAUACUGCCGGUGAAAUAUCUAUACAGAUUGCCGAUAGUAAUCCAAAGCUCGCCUUUACAACCCCGGAACUGGCUCAUAAAAUCUCCGGUUCCUGUAUCUCCAUCAUCCUGGACCGCGUUGAACCUAUUCAACGCGCUCCAGGAGGACUCAAAGUGGUUGGAAUAUUAGGUGAGAUGAUGAAGAAAGAACCAAGUGGACAACGAGUGAGAAACCAAGUUAACAAAGACUAUACAGCGAUGUUGCUUUACUCGUCAGGGACAACAGGACGAAGCAAAGGUGUGAUUUCGUCUCACGGGAACCUAAUAGCACAUGUGGCGAGAUACAUUGCGGAGCCAUUUGAACAGCCACAACAGACCUUCCUAUGCACUGUUCCAUUGUUCCACACGUUUGGUUUGCUCAACUCUGUUAUGGCCACUUUGACGUCAGGUACUACCGUUGUCAUUCUACCUCGGUUCGAGCUCGGCGAGGUGUUGGCAGCGGUUGAGAAAUACAGAGCCACGACUCUGAUUCUCGUGCCUCCAGUUUUAGUAGCCAUGAUAAACAAAGCGGAUCAGAUAAAGGCGAAGUACGACGCUAGUUUUCUAAGAACAGUGCGGUGCGGUGGAGCACCGUUGAGCAAGGAGGUUACAGAAAGGUUUAUGGAGAAAUAUCCAACGGUUAAUGUUUAUCAAGGCUACGCAUUGACGGAAUCCAACGGUGCAGGAACUUCGAUAGAUUCUGUAGAGGAGAGUCGGAGAUACGGUGCGGUGGGAUUGUUGUCGUGUGGUGCAGAAGCGAGGGUUGUGGAUCCGGAGACAGGCCUGGUCAUGGGUGUGAACCAAACGGGAGAGCUUUGGCUUAAAGGGCCUUCUAUUGCCAAAGGUUAUUUUAGAAAUGAAGAAGAAAUUAUUACUUCAGAAGGAUGGCUUAAAACAGGAGAUCUUUGCUAUAUAGACGACGAUGGAUUUCUUUUUAUUGUGGAUCGAUUGAAAGAGCUAAUCAAAUACAAUGGUUUUCAGGUAGCUCCAGCUGAACUAGAGGCUCUCCUACUGAAUCACCCUGAUAUUCUCGACGCAGCAGUUAUUCCGUUUCCGGAUAAAGAAGCAGGACAAUAUCCGAUGGCUUACGUGACACGAAAACCUGAGAGCAAUCUCUGUGAGAAAAAAGUUAUCGAAUUUAUUUCUAAACAGGUGGCACCAUAUAAGAAAAUAAGAAAGGUCGCAUUUAUAGACUCCAUACCAAAGACUCCAUCGGGCAAGACACUUCGCAAGGAUCUAGUCAAAUAUGCCAUUUCUAAACUUUAAAAGAAUCGAUAAAAUGUAUUCAUUUUCACAUUUUUAGUGAUUUGUGUAAAAUUUAUAAAUCAUAUAUUAUUCAAUUAU
Messenger RNA from Camelina sativa (false flax), 1740 nucleotides. Its product is annotated as 4-coumarate--CoA ligase-like 8. Lineage: Eukaryota; Viridiplantae; Streptophyta; Magnoliopsida; Brassicales; Brassicaceae. Gene Ontology annotation, cellular component: peroxisome. Gene Ontology annotation, molecular function: CoA-ligase activity. The record is from RefSeq and is a predicted model, not a curated record.